Messenger RNA from Liolophura sinensis, 6982 nucleotides. RefSeq names its product mucin-12-like. Lineage: Eukaryota; Metazoa; Mollusca; Polyplacophora; Chitonida; Chitonidae. The record is from RefSeq and is a predicted model, not a curated record. The transcript has 11 exons. The coding region runs from base 309 to 2711 and encodes 800 amino acids.
UUAAUUGACUUUUCAAAUUCAUUUGUAAGACCUGUUCGCGUAAUUUGUAUACGUUUGUUUUUAAUGCAGCUGUGGUUUCCAUGUGGGCAUUAAAUUAGCUUUGGAGUAGAUUGCAUAACAAGGCGCUCAUUAUACGAGCCUUUCUCUUGACUGCAACUCGACCCGCGGCCUUCAAGUGGCACAUUGGUGCGGCCCCACUGUGUGCUAACAAUCGCCCCACGCGGACGCCAUAGCUCCGAUACAGCAGUGACUCAAGUCCUUCACAGGACUUUCAUGUGAACUCGUCUGGAAAUAUACCAUAAAAAAUCAUGGCAAUCCGUGGUUUCUACACCUAUAAGGUUUUCAUCAUUGCGAUGGUUUCGCUUUUCCAGAGUCAAGAUGUCACAGCUGACCCAUGCGCGUUAACCACCACUCUUGAUGCUUGGGAACGGGAUAUAACUCUGGCGUUAUCCAGUCCGGAUCGGGGGUUGUGCGAUCGAGGCCUCUUGGAAGGAUGGUACAUGUUCGAGAAUAAACAGAAACCCAUGCAGAUUCCCACACAAUGUCUCCGACAAAACAUAUGUGGGACCGGAUUGCCAUACUGGCUGGACCUUGGUGAAGGGGGAAUGUUACCUGGCCAAGGUCAACAGGUGAAUGCUUCCUUCUGCGCCUCUUUUGAUGUGCUCGGCUCAGUAGACUGCUGUGUGCUGAGAAUGCCAACUCAGGUGCACAACUGUGGUAAUGGCUUUGCGUACUACCUUCGGCCGACGGACAGAUGCCCUGUUGCCUACUGCGCUUACGAUCCAACACAAGGUUUGAACUCAAUGUACAUUACACAAAGAGGUCAGAACUCUUCAGAACUGACAACGCUUGGGCCAGCAAGUGAUGCAAGCUCUGGUGAUGAUGUUAAGCCCACGAAAGGUAGCACAAAACCUGGUGUAACAGAGCUGAAAAGUACUACACCAGUUUCCACUGAAGCGAGGACAUCAGUUGCCCAAGACUUAGUCCUUAAUGUAACCAGUUCAGCAACACCUGGCCCUGAACAAGGGAAAGAUUCUUCCAAUGACUCAUCAGCUUUACAGGACUCCGGGGAUGUAUCGCCAGGUGACCUGGCAAGAGUGAUACAGUCGGGUGAUCAGGCACCUGAGAACAAGACUGUCAAUAGUACAGUGGAGAGCAUCACAGGUGUGCAGAGCAAUGUGGACAGCAACCAGACUAGCAGCCCUACAAGUGUCAACCUUUCUCCAACAUCCACAGCUACUUACGAUCUGGGUUUUGAACAGGCUGGCUCAUCAAUUCUAGACAAAACAGUCAGGGUACCCAACAGAACUCCUUCUACCCCAGAUACAGCUGCACAAGCCACUACAGUAGGUAUUUAUCCAGGUGAGAUGUUGGUGGAGCCCACCCAACCAUCGAGUAAAGCACCCUCGGUUACAGACAGUGACGCUCCAAUGGAUGCGGCUACCAAAGCUUCCAUAACAUCAAAGACGGCAGUGCCAAAAGUAACCGUAACGAUCUCUACAAUGCAGCAACAAACUACAAAGCCAGGUCCAGUCACACCUGUGUCAGGAACAGUCUCAACUGUGAAAACAGAUACACCUGGAUCAGUGGAAACACCUCCAGAAGUUGCAACCAAAGCUUUGGAAGUUGCGACUGAGGCAGCAACCAAAGCUUCGGUAGUAACACCGGCUAGAUCAACAUCUGCGAGAUCAACACCUGUAAUUGCACAUUCAUCUACUGUACAUGAUCAGACCAGUGCUGCUACCAUCACAGUGCUUAAUCAGACAGUGACAAAACCUGUCCCGUCAACAAAUUCAGAAGCCGGGACCAUAAGUCAGAAACAAGUUACACAGGCUCCUCAGACUGGAACUAUUGAUCCUUCUGUCAUUGCCAAAGAAUCUAUUUUGUUGAAAAUUACAGGUAAAAAGAUAACCUCUGAGAGAGUCAAAGAAGCUUUGAUUCAAGGUAUCCUACGCAGGUGUCAAGUUGGUUUACACACGGCGUCACAUUCAGUCAAACAGGUGUUUUUCAAGUACAACCUUUGUGACACAUUUUCCCGAAGAAAGCGAAGAGAGGCCACAGGCUUGGAGCCUGUGCUGACAGGGUCAUUUAAUGAUGAAUCUGGAACUUUCCACUCUAAUGUAGCCUUAACUAAGACCAAUGGCACCAGUGCUACCGUAAUAUCCCAAGAAGAUCUACUGACUCUAUUCCAAGAUGAGGAAAUUGCAGACACAUUCCUGUCCGAGGUUGGGGUGUCGGAAGCAGAGGUAUGUGCUCAGAAGACUGGCGACUGCAAAGUUGUGAAAUCAACAAACAGUACCUCCCACAAAGAGAUCCACAUCAAGGAAGGGGAGGAUACCUUUCGUUCAUAUCUUACCCUGAUCAUUGCUAUGACCGUGAUAGGCUCUCUGUGCCUCAUCAUUAUCAUUGUUGGCUUGGUGUACAUGAGGUGCUCAAACCGUGGGAGCUGGAACAAUGACUAUAACAGCAUUGAACGAUCCCGACUGGAUGGCAAGAUGAAGAACACCAGUGCCAUUGAGAACCCUGCCUCCGAUGCAGAAAUCAUGAAAGAUGAGGGAGAAAUGAGAGAGAAAGAUGGUGAUCCCUUGACCUCUGUGAAUGGCAGCCCUCAUUGCAACUACCCUGACGAUGACAAUGGCUGGGUGGUUCCUUAUGAUCAGUUGACCAUGGAGGAACGAGCCUUACCAGGAGUGGCAGACACCAAGUUAUAACAGAGAAUGACAAUCGAGCCAUUUGGUUGUGUGGGAGAAGAGCGAGAGGAAGAAAACUAGUUCAGAAACUAGUCAUAGUGCAGCAUUCAUGUCCUUCUUUUAUAAAAGAGAAAUAUCAAAGAGGAUCUUUUAUGAGCAAGAUUUUAUUGGGUGGUUGUGCUGUUGUUGACAAGACUGAGUUCAAAACCUGCCUUCAGCGUGUGAAUUUAGGCCACACGAGGUGAGAAGUAAGCGCUGUUUUUAGGUCUGCUAAAUCAAUCAAUUAUGUGAAGCCAAUUUAAGAUUUUUUUAAGUAUUAAAGAUCAAAUUACAAACUUCUAUAAACUAGUUCUUUAAAAUGGUCUUUUUAUUUGAGAGAUUCUUUAAAUGUUUACUCUAAUGCAGAGUUAAAAAUAAUAUUUUUUUUAUUUGUUUACCUUUAAGUUUCAUUACCACCAAUGCAUUGAUGAAGUCAAUCGUUUAUUUGGCAGUUAAGUCAGGCCUAUGUUAUAAAAUCUGUCAGCCCAAUCUGACUUGUACAUGUAUAUCAGUAUCCACGUGGAAAGGGUUGGGUGAAACAAAUACUGUGUAAACUUCCCAAAUAAGCUGAUGACGAUACACACCUUAAAUUAUUGCACUAUGCAUUGUUAACUGGUGAAUUCCAUUAUAAUAAGUACAUGACAUAUGUGCUUCCAAAAAGAGCCAGGUGUGUACAAAAUGGUGUGCUUGGAUUAAAUGAAUACCACGAAAACACAGUUUCAUUAUUUGUAAAUGUUUCUUGUCACAUUUAAAUGUUAUUUUGUAUUCUGUUUCAUGCAAAGUGUAUCCCAUACUCCUUACAGCGCAUGCGUCGUUAUUUACCUUUCACUUUACAUCACCAAUAGUAAAUUUUAUACAGAAAUCUUGAACAACGCCGAGGUCACUUGGGUCACGGUGAUGAGGCAGGAAGUGAUGUUAGAAAACACAAAAAAAUCGUCUCAACCUUUGUCUCUAAUAAUAGUCUAAUAAUAUACACAUGUAAUCUUUAUCUAGAGUAUGUACAACAUGAUUCCAAGCAAUACCUAAAACAACUGUAUUGAUGAAUGCUGAUUAAAUAGUUCCACGGGAGGAGACAAGUGAUGAGGCUAAGCCUAAACAAGCCUACGUGGGUCUCAAAGGCUCCAAUGGUCAAUCUUGUCUCUUGGUGGCAGUGGGGUAAAGCGAAAGGUGGAGAGCUACUCAUGCACUGUAAGGAGUGCGAGUGUAUCGUUAAGAAGUGUAAAUUCCGUAUUAGUGUAAUAUACUCUAUUGCUGACAGAUGGUUGAUGUUUGUAAUGUUUAUCUAAUGUCAGCUUGACAGUUUACCACAAUUGUAUCUAUUGUAUUUUGCUAUUAAAGGACUGCUUGAUUAUACACAGUUUGUGCGAGUGAAAUAGAUCCCAUGAAAGUUGUAUUUAAAGAGUUACUUCAGUCCAGGUGAUAAUCUUUAUAAUUAUAUUAAGGAAACACUUUGGAUCAAAAGGAUUCGGAUCAUAAAGUACAGUUCAUUUGCUGCUGUCACCAUCACGAUGACGUGUUCUUACUUGGAAAGCAACCCAGGCUGUUGAUCUUCGCCAUGCAUUUCUUCCAUAAUGACAGAAAUGUUAACAUGACACUGGGGCAACUCUUUAAACCUGUUUAUUAGUUCCAACCUGUUACAAGUUUGUAGCUUUGUACAUUCGGAGGGUUGUAAAGUGUGCAACACCUGGUUUACUUCAACCUCAGUUGUGUACUGUCUUACGAACAGGGACUUUAACAAGCUAGUGAACUUCUUCAAGUUGGACAGGUAUAGCGUAUAUAAAAUGUCUAAAGGUAUUUGAGAUGUAGCGUAAGUCGUCCAGGGCAUAUUUCAUACCUUGCUUGACUUUUCCUCAAUAAGGUUGUGCAGUAGUUUGAUGUGUAUUGUUUAUAGCCAGUUUUAGUGUAUAACACCAAGCUUUAGUUGUUACAAAUACCAUUUCAUUAAUAUUCUACAAUCAUGUUGUCAUUUUAUAUGUAUAUUAUCUUAUUAUUGCAUGCUUUUCGUAAUUUGCUGAUGUAUAUCCCAAUUAUUCCCACAACACACAACCGUUGUUGCUGACACGUGGCAUAUAUGGCCCAGCCCCGUGUUAUACAUCAAAAUUGUUAGCGAGUUUUGGGAAAUUGUGUUUACUCUUUCAAACAAUUACCUUGGAGUGCAGUCUUUUAAAAUGUGUUAUGUAUUUGUUUAUUAUGACACAGGCAUUGCAUCAAUGUGUUGCAAGUAUGCAGAGGUGAGAACCUUCAAGUCUUGAUUACACUAUUUAAUACAUGUAUAUGAACUAAAUCUAUCCAAUUAUGAGCAUGUCUUUAAAGAAAUGUAAUCCAGUGCCAUGCCUUCGUCCAUUUAUUUGUGACUAAGAUGUAGUCUGGAAUUGAUCAGACAGGUAACCAAAAUGUUUUCACUUGAUCGAGACUUGACAGAAAACAGCGGUAGGCAGAGCUAGUUAUUUAGUAUCAUUUGCUUCAUGUCAAGCUAAAGUUAUACGUACAUGUACAGCACAUAAUAAUUAUGUAGCACAUUUUCUUUCAUUUGCAAGGUGUAAAUUUUGACACAUCAGGUUCGCUAUAUUUUUUUAAGUGGAAACUUUACAGUUUUAGUCAAGCCCUUGACCACUGUCUUAAUUUUCCAAUAAGAGUUGAAGAAGUUGAGUAAAGUGUAAGGAUUAGUAUUGUGUGUAUGUAAUGCAAUGUGCAGCAUAAUACAUACCCACGUACACCUGAUAAGCAAGUCUGACGGUGUCAGAACUAUGAUGUAUGAACUAUGUAUGUACAUAGGCCUGCAGGUAGGGUUUGUUGUUUGUGACUUUCACAUUUUGCAUGCAAACCUAACAUUUCUUAAUUAAAUAGCUGUCCUCUCUGUAUUUGCUUAGUUGGUAGUCCACACAUGAAUUGUUUAUGAACAAGCUCUUUACUAUGUCUACAAUGCAAUGGGAUUAAGCUGUGCUGGCUCGAAGAGACCAACCCUCCUGCAAACAACUCAACAAAGUUUCUAUCCAUUAGUCUGCAAACUGUUUCUAUUCGAAUGACAUAAACAGCUCUUAUAAAUAACUAUGAGCUCAAUCUACAACAGAGUUAUUUUAUUUACAAUCAGCUGGACCAAAUUCUCUUUUCAGUCAACAUGUAAACAAAAUUCUAGCAAUGCAGUGUUGUUACAUGAAUGGAAAAUUGUCCAAAUUAUUUCAGUACAGAAAGUUAUCGUCAACAAGCGAUGGCACUCCUGCUUUUAGCUCUUAAAAUAAGAAUGAGAUUUCUAGUUAUUUGAUGUUAUAGACAUUUUCCAGUUAGUAACAAUUUGUAAUAAAGUCUGAUGAUUUAUUUGAAUGUGUUGAGAAUUUAUUACCUGUUAUGUCAGUUUUAUGGUUAAUUGCAGACAGCCAUGUUGUUGUAAAGUUAUUAUCUUGCACUAUAACCUUCCCAAUUUUUCUUAAAUGUAUAGACUUCUAAAGUGCCAUACUAAGUUUUAUACAUGAACUACUUUAAUAAAAAGAAUCCAGUUUACAUUUUAUGUUGCAUUGUUAUCUUGUCUAUACCAGUAACAAAAAUGAAUAAAUAUUGGGGGUUGGAAGACUUUUUUGUGAACUACAUAAUAAGCCGAGACACAGGUCAGUAUCAAUGCCCUCUAACCCAGCUGCUGAUAAUCAAAUAGCGUACACAUCAUUCAGAUAUCCACAUGGUGGUGUUCUCAGAAGUUUAAAUACCUCGCCUUUGGGGAGGCGAUAUUCAAGAGCAUCUAAAUUCGCACUGAAGGAAAUCAUUAAAAAUGCAAAACUAUAGCACACAUUCGGCUGGUUUUCCCUCAAAGUAAAACUGCACAUGAACUUUUAUCAAAAUCUGAUAAUAUUUGGAACAUCAACCACUAUCAGAAUCUGGUGUAUUGUUAAAUAUGCAAAUCUUAUGCAUGAAUCUGGCAUGCUUUUGUACCUGAUCUGAAAGGCCAAAAAAUGAAUGUCAUGAUUCUUCUGAAAUGAGUUUACAAUAUACAGAAAACCUGAUCGACAGCCAAACAGAAUCAAUGAAAUCAAUGAAUAUUAAAGUCUUUUUGUACAGAUCCCACUGGUAUUCAACAAUAAACUGAACAUAGUUACACAAAAGGAGCCUGCACAUGUGUUUCGGGUAUUUGUACAGAGGAACGAGAGGCAAUCAUGCAAGCCCAGAUGGAAAGAGUCCAGGAGCUGCUUUGGUUGUCUUAAGGCACAAACAUUGCAGUAAAAUUACAGCACCUAUAAGAAAACAUCUGCAGAUGCCUUUCACAU